UCUUAUGUAUUAUCCAUCAUCUACAACAUAUACUACAUAAAGUUAUAGAAAGUUUAAAAAAUAAGAAGAUAGGGUAGAAAACACUAAUGCAAUAUAAGAUUAUCAUUUAUAAAGAACACUUAAAUAGGUUGAAUAGUUACAAAGAGAUCUUGAAUAAGCUAAAAUUGAAGAAUAAAGUAAUUUUAUUAUUAAUAAAAUAGAUAGUUAAAAGCAAAGAAGGUUAGCAGAAGAAAAGCUCUAUCAUUUUUAAUUAAAAUAUGAUGACAUGAAUAAAGAAUGUAUGAAUUUAAGAGAAAAAAUUGCAAAAGCAGAGGGAGAUAGAUAGGUUAUUAGAGCUUAAGGUGAAGGAGAAGUAAAAGCAUUGAAUGUGCAAAUAAAUUUUUUAGAAAAAUAAAUAUCAGAGCUUAAAUUAGAAAAUGAAAAAUUGAAAAAAGAAAAUGAAUAACUUCAUCAUCAAGUAUUAGAUUCAAAAAAUCAAUCAAAAAGACCUAUUUAAAAUAUGCCUUAAAAUACAUAAUAACGACCAUAAUCAUAUUAUUGA
Molecule: messenger RNA, 541 nt
Organism: Paramecium sonneborni
Lineage: Eukaryota; Ciliophora; Oligohymenophorea; Peniculida; Parameciidae
Source: the annotation of a GenBank genome assembly